AUGACUGUCAGCAGUGAAGACCAAGAGGAAUCUGCUGACAUGUUGAAGGAAGCCCUGAACAACUCCAGAGAUGGAAAACUGCACUGCUGCCCUCAAGGCCAGUGGUAUAAUCGGCAAAGAAUUUCUCCCUCAGUUUCGAGUGAUUUAUGGGCAGAUGAUAAAGUAAGAGGAGUUGUGGGAAGAGCGAUCAGAAUCGAUUGUCACUAUGCACCAAUGUACCGUUCACACACAAAGUAUUUCUGCCACAUAAGGAGUCACCAGUGCACAUCCUUAGUGAAUACAAAUGGGCAAACUGAGCAGACUGGAAGAAUGACAAUCAGAGAUAAGACAUCCCAAGGAAUAUUUACUGUUACAAUGGAGAAUCUUGUCUUUCAAGAUACAGGAGUUUACAGAUGUGGAAUUGCAACAUCUGGCAAGACUCUGGUGAUUGAUGUGCAGCUACAAGUAUAUGACGUUUCGAGUGAUUUAUGGGCAGAUGAUAAAGUAAGAGGAGUUGUGGGAAGAGCGAUCAGAAUCGAUUGUCACUAUGCACCAAUGUACCGUUCACACACAAAGUAUUUCUGCCGCAUAAGGAGUCACCAGUGCACAUCCUUAGUGAAUACAAAUGGGCAAACUGAGCAGACUGGAAGAAUGACAAUCAGAGAUAAGACAUCCCAAGGAAUAUUUACUGUUACAAUGGAGAAUCUUGUCUUUCAAGAUACAGGAGUUUACAGAUGUGGAAUUGCAACAUCUGGCAAGACUCUGGUGAUUGAUGUGCAGCUACAAGUAUAUGACGGUAGGUUUCUCAUUGAUUACCUUUAUGUCUCCAGUGAAAUGUCUGAUGCAUAUUUGUUCCAGUACGUGCCAGGGAAGCAUGGAUAUCCUGAGGCUCCUCAGCAGUGCAGACGCUGUGGGGAGUGGGCAAGGGUCGGGGAACCCCACAUGUUGUCCGUCCACUGA
Molecule: messenger RNA, 939 nt
Organism: Hypanus sabinus (Atlantic stingray)
Lineage: Eukaryota; Metazoa; Chordata; Chondrichthyes; Myliobatiformes; Dasyatidae
Product: polymeric immunoglobulin receptor-like
Exons: 3
Coding region: 1-939 (312 amino acids)
Source: RefSeq, a predicted model, not a curated record